AUGGCUUAUAAUAACGAUGCAAUUGAAUAUUAUACAUCAUUAAAAUCUUCUAUAAAUGAAAUAUUUGAUAUAAAAUUGAACGAAACAAAACAACGAUUUUAUGAUAUAAAACGAGAUCCACAUAUUGAAAUAAUUAAUUUUGAAGCAAUUAUUGAAAAACGACCAACAGAAAUUGAUGAAACAUCAAUACGUGUUCUGAAAUAUAAAUCACCAUCUUUUAUAGCAACAGUUAGUUUUCGUUUUCCACCGAUUCAUUCGAAUGAAUGUUGGAAAGUAGGCUUUGUCCAAGCAUGUGAUUUUAUGUUAUUUCAUAACCAAUAUGGUGAUCUUGGCUAUUCAUCAUGGGAAUUUCCACAAUUGGUUCUUCGUGAUGCAUCAAUGAUUAAUGAUAGUUGUGGAAGAAAUUUUCCAUGGUAUGGAUCGAAAAAUCAAGUAGUGACAAUUCAAGGUCCACUCUAUCGACAAUCUGAAUAUACAAUAAGUAUGCGUGAUUUAUUUGUACCAUGGAUUCCAUGGGAUAUUCCAACAUGUGAAGGUGAACAAUCAUAUUUAACACAUAUUUAUCGACAUCAACGAUUUUAUGUAUGGUUAUGUGCAAUGAAUUGUACGAAAAAUGAAUUAUUAAUAAUUCGUACAAUACGUUGGACACAAACAAUUGAAAUUGAUAUUAAACCUGAUCUUAAUCGUGGAAUGCGAGCUAAACUUAUAAGUAAUCCUGUGCCAGAUCAACCUAUUUUUCUUAAACGAAAUAUAUUUAUUCCAUCUUGUGCUUUACAAGAACCAUCAGCAAAUAAUGCUCAAUUACUUAUAUGGCGACCAACAAAAGGUGAUCCAAUUGUUGUCGUUAAUUCAAAACAUCAUGAUACUAGUACAAAAAAAUAUUUACAUCUUUUAAACAAUAAUAUAUAA
Messenger RNA from Rotaria sp. Silwood1, 909 nucleotides. Lineage: Eukaryota; Metazoa; Rotifera; Eurotatoria; Philodinida; Philodinidae. The record is from the annotation of a GenBank genome assembly.